AAAACUGAAAUUCUGUCCCUAUUAAACAAUAACUCCCCAUCCCCCAUCCUCCAAACCCUGGAAACCACCAUUCUAAUUUCUGACUCUGAGUUUGAUUACUCUAAGACCCUCACACAAGUGGAGUCAUACCACAUUUAACCUUUUGUGACUGGCUUAUUUCACUCAGCAUAAUGUCCUCAGAGUUUAUCCAUGUUGUAGCAUGUGUUCAAAUGUCCUUUUUAAGGCUGUAUAAUAGUCCAUUGUGCAUAUAUAUCACUUUUGUUUAAGAUAGAAAUAACUACCUUUUGUAAGCUGAUGGAAAUGAUCUAGUAGGUUGAGAAAUUUAUGAUUCAGGGAGAUGGUAGAAACCCUGGAACAAUGUUGGAGGUGGUGACAGGCAUGAACAGUUUAUAGUAGCAGGUGAGAAGGCAGGGUAUGUGGACACCAGUUCCACUUGGUGGGUAGACGUGGUAAGUCUAGAGGUCCCUUCUGAUGGCUGAAAGUGAGGAAGGAGAAAAGGUGUUACACAGGACAGAGGGAGACUGACUACACUGAGGUAUAGUAUGCUUGUCUGGCAGCAUUAAGGGCCCAUUUGAAGUUUAUGGUCAUGAAUUUAAAGUGGUAAUUAGCCAUGAUGGUUGUGUGUUUUUCUCAUCACAUUGAAUUGUACAAGUAUACAGGCUCAGGGUUGGGAGGGUUGUAUUUAACCAAUAUUGUAUUUGUGUCAAGAAUGAAUAACGAUGCAAGAAGGGACAAGAGAGAUGAAGGGUCUCCAUCUCUCCACCCUGGGGCAUCAUCCUUCAGGGGAGGGAGGAGCAGCUCCAGAAUGGCUGAGGAGAAGAAGCUGAAGCUCAGCAAUACUGUGCUGCCCUCAGAGUCGAUGAAGGUGGUGGCUGAGUCGAUGGGCAUCGCCCAGAUUCAGGAAGAAACCUGCCAGCUGCUGACAGAUGAAGUCAGCUACCGCAUCAAGGAGAUUGCACAGGAUGCCUUAAAAUUUAUGCACAUGGGGAAGCGGCAGAAGCUCACCACCAGUGACAUUGACUAUGCGCUGAAGCUAAAGAAUGUUGAGCCACUGUAUGGCUUCCAUGCUCAAGAGUUUAUUCCUUUCCGGUUCGCCUCUGGUGGUGGCCGGGAACUGUACUUCUAUGAGGAGAAGGAGGUUGACCUUAGCGACAUCAUCAAUACCCCUCUGCCCAGGGUGCCCCUGGAUGUCUGCCUCAAAGCUCAUUGGUUAAGCAUUGAAGGCUGCCAGCCAGCUAUCCCAGAGAAUCCACCCCCAGCUCCCAAAGAGCAGCAGAAGGCGGAGGCCACAGAGCCCCUGAAGUCAGCAAAGCCAGGCCAGGAGGAAGAUGGACCCUUGAAAGGCAAAGGUCAAGGGGCAGCUCCAGCUGAUGGCAAAGGAAAAGAGAAGAAGGCACCACCCCUGCUGGAGGGGGGCCCUUUGCGACUAAAGCCCCGAAGUAUCCAUGAGUUGUCUGUGGAACAGCAGCUGUACUACAAGGAGAUCACCGAAGCCUGUGUGGGGUCAUGUGAAGCCAAGAGAGCGGAAGCCCUUCAGAGCAUCGCAACAGACCCAGGGCUCUAUCAGAUGCUGCCACGAUUCAGCACCUUCAUCUCAGAGGGGGUCCGUGUGAACGUGGUGCAGAACAACCUGGCCCUGCUCAUCUAUUUGAUGCGCAUGGUGAAGGCACUGAUGGACAACCCUACGCUGUAUCUGGAAAAAUACGUGCAUGAAUUGAUUCCAGCUGUGAUGACCUGCAUCGUGAGCAGACAGUUGUGCCUGCGGCCAGAUGUGGACAAUCACUGGGCACUCCGGGACUUUGCUGCCCGCCUGGUGGCCCAGAUCUGCAAGCAUUUCAGUACAACCACUAACAACAUCCAGUCUCGGAUCACCAAGACUUUCACCAAGAGCUGGGUGGAUGAGAAGACUCCGUGGACCACACGUUAUGGCUCCAUCGCAGGCCUGGCCGAGCUGGGACAUGAUGUGAUUAAGACUCUGAUUCUGCCACGGCUGCAGCAAGAGGGGGAGCGGAUCCGCAGUGUCCUGGAUGGCCCUGUCCUGAGCAACAUUGACCGAAUUGGAGCUGACCACGUGCAGAGCCUCCUCCUGAAGCACUGUGCCCCUGUUUUGGCAAAGCUGCGCCCACCACCCGACAAUCAGGAUGCCUAUCGGGCAGAAUUUGGGUCCCUCGGACCCCUCCUCUGCUCCCAUGUGGUCAAGGCCCGGGCCCAAGCUGCUCUGCAGGCUCAGCAGGUCAACAGGACCACCCUGACCAUCACUCAGCCCCGGCCCACACUGACCCUCUCACAGGCCCCUCAGCCUGGCCCGCGGACCCCUGGGUUGCUGAAGGUCCCUGGCUCCAUUGCACUGCCCGUCCAGACACUGGUGUCUGCACGAGCUGCUGCUCCACCUCAGCCUUCCCCUCCUCCAACCAAGUUUAUUGUAAUGUCAUCAUCCUCUAGUGCCUCAUCCACCCAACAGGUCCUGUCCCUCAGCACCUCAGCCCCUGGCUCAGGCUCCACCACCACCUCUCCUGUCACUACCACGGUCCCCAGCGUGCAGCCCAUUGUCAAGCUGGUCUCCACCGCCACAACUGCACCUCCCAGCACUGCUCCCUCUGGCCCUGGCAGUGUCCAGAAGUACAUAGUGGUCUCUCUUCCCCCAACAGGGGAUGGCAAAGGAGGCCCUACCUCCCAUCCUUCCCCAGUCCCUCCCCAAUCCUCAGCCCCCUCCCCACUUGGGGGCAGUGCCCUCUGUGGGGGAAAACAGGAAGCUGGAGAUAGCCCCCCUCCAGCUCCAGGAACUCCAAAGGCUAAUGGCUCCCAGCCCCCUGGAUCUGGGUCCCCUCAACCUGCCCCUUGAUGCUGUCACACAUCUGUCAGCCUUCUGUCCUCCAGAUUCUCUCUACACACACAUAUGCUGGGUGGAGGGAAGUAGUCAUCUGCUUCCCUCAUCUUAACUUUCUUUAGAUAUUGUACAGCCAGCUCCUCAUAAUAAAAAUUUGAUUUGUAAGUUCUGA
Miniopterus natalensis is the source of this 2999-nucleotide messenger RNA. RefSeq names its product TATA-box binding protein associated factor 6 (gene TAF6). Gene Ontology annotation, cellular component: SLIK (SAGA-like) complex; SAGA complex; transcription factor TFIID complex. Gene Ontology annotation, molecular function: protein heterodimerization activity; RNA polymerase II general transcription initiation factor activity; transcription coactivator activity. Lineage: Eukaryota; Metazoa; Chordata; Mammalia; Chiroptera; Miniopteridae. Gene Ontology annotation, biological process: RNA polymerase II preinitiation complex assembly; transcription initiation at RNA polymerase II promoter. The record is from RefSeq and is a predicted model, not a curated record.